CGACGCUCAUGUCUGGAAACCAAAUAACAAAGCUGGGUUUUGUUGCCCUGACGAAGCUUCGACAAAUGGCUGUUGAUUUUCCGGUGACGUUUUGGGUAACUCGGUCUGGAAUUUGGUAUAAAAACCCAGAAACUUCAAAUCUCUGACAUUUGAUUCGAGCGCUCGUGGUGUGCGGAAGACAAUCGUUGGAUUUCGUCUCGACAAAAUCCAUCGGAAAUCAAACAUCCAAGAACUCCAAAGGAAUUGUCAUUGGAACUCUUUUACUAUUAUUGUGGAUAUUUAACUGCAGAUUCAAUUAAGAGAGGGGGAUGAUGAUCUUUGAAUGACGAGGACACGAGUUUGCAGAGAUUGGCUUGCCUAAUCUUCAUAAAUAAAGAUAGAUUUGUUUUACUUGAGUCAAGCCGAAAAUCUUUAACAAACAGCAGCAAAAAACUACACGAGUAGGGAAAUUCUUCUUGUUGAAUCUACGAAAAAUGACCAAAUUGAACAGCAAAAUUAACAGAAUAAUUCGGAAUAAGGCGUGAAGAGAUUCGGCAGCAGAUUAAGGAAACUUGUUCGCGGUUUUGGUUCACGAUAAACUGAUACAAACUGUCUGAGUAAUCAUAAAGGUUUUUUACCAAGAUUCGCCUCGCGUUCGUGGUUCACAAUGCAUUUUCUAUCAAAGUUGUUAAUUGUUUGUGCAAUUUUAUUCGCUAUUGACUUUAAUGAUUGUAGACGACAGAGAAGUAGAGGAAGGAGAAGAAGACAACGGGGAUACAGGCAAGAAAACAAACCAAACAUUAUUUUAAUUCUGGCCGAUGAUUUGGAUGUUGUCUUGGGUUCACCUGAUGUUAUGAGAAAAACUCGUCGAUUACUUCGCGAAGGGGGAACGGAAUUUGCAAACAUGUUUGUAACGAGCAGCAUUUGCUGUCCUUCUCGAUCGUCGAUUCUUACCGGGAAGUACUCACAUAAUCACAAGGUUAAUUCGAAUGUCGGUCCAUGCGCAGAUGCAGAUUGGCAGGCUGGAGAAGAAAGGUUCACGUUUGGUAAACUUCUUCAAGACGCCGGAUAUCAUACAGGCUACUUCGGUAAAUAUCUCAACCAAUACGAUGGCAGCAACAUCCCCCCUGGCUGGAAUGAAUGGUACGUUUCAUUGAAAAACAGUCGCUACUACAACUACACUGUAAACAACAAUGGUCGCUUUGAGCGCAAGGCCUGGAAUUAUGAAAAAGACUAUUCUACCAAUGUAUUCGCCGACGCCGCGAUUCGAUUUUUUCGCCGCGCGAAAAUCAGGGACUACACUAAGCCUGUACUUAUGACUGUCUCGUUUGCUGCCCCACACGGCUCAGAAGACCCUGCUCCGCAUCACAGUUCAAUGCUCAAGAAUGCAAAAGCUCCAAGACAUCCAAGCUUCAACUCGUCCUUUGCUGACAAACACUGGAUUGUGCGUCAGUCGCCGCCAAUUUCUCCUCCAAAGGAACAAUUUAUUGAUCUGCUUCAUCGACGGCGCCUGCUGACGUUGCUUUCCCUUGACGACGCUAUCGCCCGUUUGUACCAAACCGUCCGUAGAAUGGGCCAACUGGAAAACACCUACAUUUUCUUCACUUCGGAUCAUGGCUACCAUCUUGGCCAGUUUAGAUUGGUUAAAGGCAAAUCACAGCCAUACGAAACAGAUAUCAGAGUACCGAUGUAUGUCGUUGGUCCUGGAGUUCCAGUUAACAAAACGGAGGCUGCGAUUGCCUUGAAUAUUGAUUUGGUUCCAACUUUCCUGGAUAUCGCCGGCGUGAAUCAACCGGAGAAUGUCGACGGUUCAUCUCUUCUAAAUGUCAUAUCAGCCAAGAAGAAAAAACGAAGGAGAAACAUGAGAGGUAUGCCAUUGACUCCAUGGCGGGAUACAUUUCUUGUGGAGAGAACACGCAUGGCAUUUUUGCCAGCCUUGCCAUACUCUCAUCAAGUCAUCCAAAGACAAAAGAUAUCACGUUUAGACCCAUUCACGCAGUUGUACGCUCGAUUCAAGGUAAACAGCAAAGACCCAAGUGGGCACUAUGCGCUUAUAUAUUGCACAAAGAAGGGCGCACCACAGCCGCCAUGCAGCCCCAGGAAAAAAAGGGUUUGCGCUCUUGUUAACGGAAAGUAUUCCUUGAUUGAAUGUCAAUCGAAAAAAAGAAGUAACAGAAAAGACAAAAAGGACUUGAAAUGCACUUGCAAAUCAGUGCCUAAGCCUAAACCAACUGUACCACCAUUAGAUGAAAUACUCCCAACUGCUGACCUAGACAAACGACCAUAUUAUCAGGAAUACUACCGCAAAUUAAGGGAACUGGCUGACUUGCACGGGGAAGAAGCAACAAUAUUUGCUAAAUUGCUCGUAAGAAUGAAACGAAAAUCGAGGAAACGCUCAUUGAGAAGGUUGACUAUCAGAGAUCUUAAAUACAAUGAAAUCCAUUUGAGGAUACGAGAAGCAAAGAAACUACUUGGUGCUUUGAGGCAACGGAGAAGGCUUCUGAAAAACAGCGAUACAAAAAGUGAAAAGAAGAGCAGUGAGGUGAAGGCUGACGAGAAAUGCACGUGUCGAAAGGAGAAGGGAAAGGGGAAAAAGAAACAAGCCAAGUCAAUGUUACCGGGAAUAAAUUGUUUCUUUGUUAAUCGUGCUAAAACGUGGGUUACACCACCUAGAUGGACAGGUUCGAGCUUUGUCAGCUGUACAAACACAGCAAACAAUUCGUACCUCUGCUUGCGAACGAUCAAUGCCACGCACAACUUCAUCUACUGCAAAUUUGUAACAGGGUUCAUUGAAUACUACGAUCUGAAUAAAGACCCUUAUCAGGUAAAGAACACACAUAGAUCUCUUUCAAAUGACGCAAUAGCUGAUUUUGACAGACAGAUAGAUUUUCUUUCAAACUGCAAAGGAGAGCGCCAAUGUACAGUAACUGCUGGACGUCGACCUAAUGUGAUUGUUAGGCCGGCUAUUCGCAGAAACUUUGUAAGAAGCAGAUAUCCAAGGGCAAGAUACUUCAACUGGAAUAGAUAUCUGGGCAUUUCACAAUAGAGAAGUGAAACAGAAAUAGUUCUACAGAAAAGUCUCAGAAACUUUGAAAUCUUGCAGUUGCCGCAUAUCAUUUGCUGUGUAUAGACUCAAGGCUUGAAUGCAAGCCUCUUUUUAGAAAUUUAUUCAAACCGAGACGGUAGCAUAACCAUGGCUCUAAAUUUAAAGUUUAUAGACUUUAAAGUUUCUAUGAGCCAAGUGAUGUAAAUUGCUGCAUGUUGUUGAUGUUGCAUCUGGAGUGUGAUUGCGGGUUUGCUUGUGUGGAAAAACAGAAUAUGGUUCAUCAAAUUCUAAAGUGGCUAGCAAAAGUUUAACUGUCAAAAUUUUACGGAAUACGAGACCGCCAUGGAAAAGAAAAGCUACUGAAUUGUUGCAGAAGGCAACUUGCUCUUGUUGUGAGACAUGGGCUGAGCCAAACUAUUCCCUAAGGAGUGUAAUAAUUAGUCUGAUGCUCCACUUGUUGAGCAGAUUGACAAUUCUAUCUGAAUCGAACAGCCCCAAACGUUUCUCUGUUAAGGAACCUCAUGCUAGUUCUUGCAAGGAAAACGCAUAUCCUUUCUAACAUGAAUAUGUGAAUUAAGUUAUUAGUAUAGUUUUAAAUUUGUCCGUUACCGGACUUCGGGCCCUGUCCGUAAACGAAACAUUUAUUGUAUUUUCAUUUGACGAGUGAACGAUUCUAAAACUGUUCGCUUUUGUAUAGUCCUUCUAGGUUUAAAAGCUUUGUUGAGCAAUAUCUUACAAUUUACAAAUAUUAAUAAUGAUCUUAGAAAAGAUCGGAAAGUUUGAAGCAUACCGAAAUUGACCUCAUGUCUUCUCUCAAGAGUAAUACAUUUAAAUGAAGCAAGAUGUGAAUUUUCAUUCUGCAAACACUUUUCAUGAGAUCUUUGUAGCCAAAGAACUUAUUGUUCAGCUUCAAGGUCAAAUUUCAUAACGACAAAAAUUGUCUUUGUCACUUGGCCAGAGAAACCGUUUUUGCUUUCAUUGUUUGAAGACAAAUUGGAAAGAGACCUUUAACAGUCUUGGAAAGGGACCUGUAACAUUGACACAAUUUUUCGGUUACCUUCAAACUUAGUCGAUUAAUUUAAGAAUUUUAACUAGAUAUUUAUUAUUGUAGUUGAUAAUAAUUCAUGUAAGUGGAGACUAGAAAUUAAGCACUAUUUUGUUAAGUUAACAAUGUGUGUGUAGUUACAGUUUUAUACAUAGUGUUAGAUGGUGGAGCAUUAUUUUGAAAGGUAUUCGAUAAUCGGAUCACUAAGAGGGUGUCAAGAACAUAACAUCAAGAAUAUAAAUAUCACCUAUACAACUAGGAUGUAAAUUAAAGAACGAGGCCCUUGACAAAUAUUUCUUAUUUCAUGAAUGCUAAGGAUGUCAAUCCCAACGACCCUGAUAGAACCUAUGAAUAUUCUAAGACCAUUUUACAAAAUAUAUUCUAGCCAAAAAGUUAUAGAUUACUUAUAUUUGUUAAAAUAUUCUUAUAAAUGCAACGGUAGAAGUUGGCUGUCUGUCUUGCAACCGUAUCAAGAUAUCAGCUAAAUAUUAAAAAGCAAUCCAAUAUUUUGUUAAUGCAGAUGCCUUGCCUGUUUGCUCCGCCAUCACCAUCUAGCUGCCUUUACGUUAAAGGCAUUUUGCACCCUAAAGCUAUAAUAGGAUUAUUUCGAAAUUGCGUGUUAUGUUUGUAAUUAUGAAAUUGCUCCCUGAAGGAUGUGCUACACUUUUAAGGUAGUCUUUAAGGCCAAGCCUUGAUAUAGCUGUAGGCUAUGUUGGUAUUGUAUUAAUCGCAAUCUCCCUCUUUGAAUUCGGUGAGUGACCACCUAAAAACCACCGCCUUAUAAUUAAAUAUCUGGGUUCUCUCGGGCCCGUCUGUGAUACCUACGUCAGUUGCCUAAAGCUCAUAACCUCUCCUUUGAAGAAAACCAUGAAACUAUAUAUGGUUCAAUUAAUUACGUCACUGUGUAACAAUCACUAAGCAAGUCUUUCUUAAUAAACUCAAGACUUUGAGGAGCCCCUAAAUCCAUAACAAGCACAAAAAGGCGUCAAGAAAUGCGCGAAUGUGAAUAGUUUUAAGUUUAUUUAUUUUCUACAGUUCGAAAACCCAGUGUGCAGUUCAAUGUGAAAAGCCCAUAACAGAUGUAGCCUCGUGCCAAGCUGUCCUUUUCUAAGUUAAAAAGAUUGUUGUUUUCAUGAUACGCAAUGUUAGAUAAUAAAAAGACUUUUCGCUCUUUUUUACUGUCACAAAUAGGAACCAGAUUCUCCAUAGGGGCGUGGUACUCCAAAAAACUAUUUCAUUCUGCUUUCUUAUAAUUACCUGAUCUUACUUGGAGUUCCAUUUCAAGCCAUCGUUGUUGUAGAAAGAUUAUUAUUUUAGUACUGAUGUUAGCGAUUUGGCAAUCCAAUUUUUGGGUAUUGUUGUAAAUAGUAGCAGUUUUUAAUCACAUCUUUAUUUAUUUCUUAUCUUUGAUCCA
Molecule: messenger RNA, 5484 nt
Organism: Rhopilema esculentum
Lineage: Eukaryota; Metazoa; Cnidaria; Scyphozoa; Rhizostomeae; Rhizostomatidae
Product: putative extracellular sulfatase Sulf-1 homolog
Molecular function (GO): N-acetylglucosamine-6-sulfatase activity; glycosaminoglycan binding
Source: RefSeq, a predicted model, not a curated record